AUGGCCUCUCUUCUCCCAUCUCUCAUCCCACCUCUCUUCCUGCAACCCCAACCCUCCACCCCUUUUCUCCCACUCGCCGUCAUCCGCUCCCGCCCAGACAAGGUAGCUCCGAGCCAAGCAAGACAUGUCUCCCCCAACGUGGGAACGCCGCCCCACCCCCCUCUCGAUAGUCGCACCGCUGAGGCUGAGCUGGCACUCGCUGACGUGACAAGUGCUGACAUGGCAUUUUUGCGACUGGAAGGCGUGUUUGCAGCGUUCGGAGAGGAGCGAGUUUGGUCUGCACCCAUUGCCCAGUGCUGCCGUCAAACCAGCUUCCUCCCUCGCCUGCUCUUCCCUUGCGUCCCUCCUUCCCUCGCCCCUUGCUCACCCGCUCCUUCUCCUUCUGACGUCUCCCCCUCUGCUUCAUUGCCACUCCCUGUACCACCUUGCAUUGUUCUGACGCAAUCCCAUCACGUCUCCUCUGACCCCCCUGUUCCUCGCUCUCAACUCCCUUCCUCUACCGUCCGCUCUUUCCAUAUACCCCUGCGCCUGCUCCCACCCUCCUGCGAUCUCAGUGGCCCACCGCCUCCUCCCGCUACUGCUACCGCUCCUUCCUGCUGGGUGGGGAGAAGCGGGAGGGCGUGGUGGGAUGCGGAUAGUAAGGGUGUUGAUAAGGAGGAGUGA
This is a messenger RNA of Closterium sp. Naga37s-1, 663 nucleotides long. The record is from the annotation of a GenBank genome assembly. NCBI's taxonomy places the organism in Eukaryota, Viridiplantae, Streptophyta, Zygnematophyceae, Desmidiales, Closteriaceae.